CAUGGCGUCCGUGACAACAGCCACCUCAGAGUGGAUACAGUUUUUUAAGGAUGCUGGGAUCCCAGCCGGCCUCGCAGUCACUUAUGCAGUCUCCUUCGUGGACAACAGAAUUCACAAGAACAUGCUGAUGGACCUCAGUAAAGACAUCAUGAUGGACCUCGGCAUUACAGUCAUUGGGGACAUCAUUGCCAUUCUUAAACAUGCCAAGCAGGUCUACAGGCAGGACAUGUGCAAAAUGGCCACAGAAGCUAUCUCCUCAGGACAGACCAGUGUUAAAGCUGAGCUCAGAAGAACUGCCAAUACUCCUGCCACUCGUAUGAUAGCCAACGCUCUGAGCAAUGACUCCCCACCGGCCACUCCAGCCCGCCGACCUGACAACCGCCUGUCCGUUACAGUGUCCAACAUGCAAGCAAACAAAAGUGGCAAAGCAGUUGUAAGUCAGCCAGCUGAUGAGGGGAACGGUUUGCCAGCAGUGAAGCGCAGACGUGUGACAGCUGAGAUGGAAGGCAAGUACAUCAUCAACAUGCCCAAAGGCACCACGCCUCGUACACGUCGCAUCCUGGCCCAGCAGGCCAAGAAAGGUUUGAAACGCACCUCUGUGUUUGCAAGACUUGGGGCUGAAUCGAAGGCAGACACAACAACAAGCAAUAACAAGCCCACCGGUGUGUUCAGUCGUCUGGACAGAGGAGUGGAAGAGGAACACAGGCUGGCUGGAAACAUGGAUGUUGACGACGAGGAUGACAGUGACGGGGAAGGCUCCGUCCUCCAGUACGCUGGCGUCCUCAAGAAACCGCCUCCCUCCCAGAAGAAAGAGCCAGCCACUAAACCAGCACCAACCACCCUGCGACGCCUGGGAGGCAAAUUCAAGCUACCUCCCUCUGACACUCCCUCCUCCUCCUCCUCCUCCACCACCACCACCACCUCUUCUUCUUCCUCUAAUGGCCUCCCCCCUGCCAAGAUUAGUGUGCUUCAGAGACUGGGCAAGCUCCCUGUCACACACCAAGGCACGGCUGUGUCGCCCACACCUGCUGACACACAGGACAACAGGGUGACCACCAGCACCAGGCCCAGAACCCAGGACAGAUUGACCAUAGCAAGCCCCAAGGUUAGCAGCAGCACUGGAGGAGGAGAGUCUGUGGGUGCCCAGAUGGACGUUAGGGCUGUCAGUGUUUUUAAGAGACUGGGCAACAAGAAGACCUAACACACACAGUAAAUCCCAAUAAACUCUUCAGACUCUUUCUAUACGUCCUUUAUAGAAUUUGUAUCACCACCUUUUUGCAUUUAUCCUGGCAACAUGCAGGACUGCAGAUUGGAGUGUUUGGUUUUGUUCUGCCUGAGCGUAUGAGCGAUUUUAAUGCUGCAUUGUGGCUUUGGGGUUGCUUCUUAGAUAAAAAUGCAUAUUUUUUUUGAUUACGCUUUAGUCAUGCUGCCAUUGGAAAACCACCGUUAUUUUUGUGUCGAAGCUUUUACUUUGAGGGCUCAAAGCUCUGCGUAUUAUGUUGCUCAACCAGAAAGCUAUUUAUCAUGUCUCAGUCAUAUCUGCCAUUUAUCAUUAAAAAAAAAUAUCUAUAUAUAUAGUUAGUUAUAUUUGUGAGCUUAAGGCAUGAGCAUGACAUCAACCCGGCUGCCAUUAUGGCGAUUUUAAUUUUACCCUGUAAUUCCACAUAUAAGGAUGCUGCUGCCUAAACUUCCAUGAAGAGUUCUCCUGAAUGAAAACAGCUGAGUAGCUGAAAAUGUUCCUCCAAGAUGAGUUGUGUGGUCAUGUUAUUGAUAUUUGCCUGAAAGUGAAUUAUUACUUUUAAGAAAAUCUCAUGUAAAAGGUACAGAGCGGAGACUUCAUACACCUUAAGCAAUUGUAGUUUAUUCUUCAAGUUAAAAACACAGGACAGCAGUCGAGGCUUUGAGGCGAAGGCUAAGUCUUCUGUUUCUUGUUAUCUUCACCACCUCCAAAUUACCUCCUCUCUCGUGUUUUGAACGUAGAAAAUGUUAAAAAGUGCUGAUGACUUCUUUUUUCAGUGAGUGAAAAAGUGAGUUCAAAUGACCUCUUGUAACACUUGAAUCAAGGAAAAGCACCGCACCUCCUGCUCUUCUUCUUCUGCGCUUUGUGGAGUAGAAGUUCACACCUCUGAACGGAAAACGCCCAUGUCAACUUUUCUACCAUAGUACUGAACAUUUUCUAUAACCACCUACUUGAAGGCUGUAUAAGUAGAAUAUUGUUUAUUUUGAAAUGCAAUGUAUAGAUUUGUUCGACUUGAUUUCAAACAGCACAGAACACAUUCUGCUGCAUAUUUUUCUAUGUGGACAAACUCAGAUGCCAUCGGACCAUGUGUCAGUGGGCCACUGUAGUUCAUUACACCCGUCUUUAAAACUUCACACCAGAACUUUGUUACACUGUAAAUAUUUGACAUGUUUAAAAUCACACUAAGGAAUUUUUAUUGUUUUAAAGAACAGAGAACUGUCAUGUUUUUUAAAGAUAUUGAGGAAAAAAAAGUUCUUGAUUUGAAGAAAGUGUGCUUGGAAAACAAUUAAAAGAGACAUAGGGUCCAAACGUCUUUGCCGUUCUUUUUUUC
Molecule: messenger RNA, 2570 nt
Organism: Chelmon rostratus (copperband butterflyfish)
Lineage: Eukaryota; Metazoa; Chordata; Actinopteri; Chaetodontiformes; Chaetodontidae
Gene: c7h19orf47
Product: chromosome 7 C19orf47 homolog
Exons: 8
Coding region: 2-1201 (399 amino acids)
Cellular component (GO): nucleus
Source: RefSeq, a predicted model, not a curated record